AUGUCAGAGACUCAUGCUAGGAGACUCUUCAGAUAUUCAUCCGUGGGGAAAUUCCUUCUGGGAGACUCGUCAUUGUCCUUAGUAUCACCACCUGAAGGUCUUGUUCUUGUAAACCCAUCCCUGGCGAAUCUUCUUUGCAAAGUCCUUGGAGAUUCAGCUUUGAAGACUUGGAGACCCAUCUCGGGUAGCUCAUCCUUGGAGACUGAUCCUUGGAGACCCAUCUCUGCGGUCUCUAUCCCUGGAGGCAACGCUAUGGCCGGGGACCGCGACGCUUUGGGAUUUGACUUCUGCAGGAUAUUGCAAGCGAGGUCAAACUUUGAUGAAUGGCGGGCAUGCUCGACGAGGAUCGUGGGUGGCAUCUGGUGGUUCUUCACUCUCAUCAUCAUCUCCUCGUACACCGCCAACCUCGCUGCCUUCCUCACCGUCGAGAGGAUGAUCACGCCCAUUGAGGGCGCGGAGGAUCUCGCUUCCCAGACGGAGAUCUCCUACGGGUCCCUGGCAGGAGGCACCACCACGACCUUCUUCAGGGACUCCAAGAUCGAGACGUACCAGAAGAUGUGGCGCUUCAUGGAGAACAAGAAGCCGAGCGUGUUCGUGCAGUCGUACGACGAGGGCGUGCGGCGCGUCCUCGGGGGCAACUACGCCUUCCUGAUGGAGUCGUCCAUGCUGGACUACUACGUGCAGCGCAAUUGCAACCUCACCCAGAUCGGCGGGCUGCUGGAUUCCAAGAGUUAUGGCAUUGCUACGCCCAUGGGGUCCCCGUGGCGCGACAAGAUCUCCCUGGCCAUCCUGGAGCUGCAGGAGAAGGGCGUGAUCCAGAUGCUGUACAACCGCUGGUGGAAGAACACGGGCGACACGUGCAACCGCGAGGACAGCAACAAGGAGAGCAAGGCGUCGGCGCUCGGGGUGGAUAACAUAGGUGGCGUGUUCGUGGUGCUGCUGUGCGGCCUCGCCUUCGCCGUGCUCAUAGCCAUCCUGGAGUUCUGCUGGAACGCCAAGAGAAACGCACAGAUAGAUCGGCAAUCGCUCUGCUCGGAGAUGGCGGAGGAGCUGUGCUUCGCCAUGCGCUGCCGCGGGUCCAGGCAGCGGCCGGCGCUGAAGAGGCAGUGCUCGCGCUGCAUUCCCGGCGCCACCUACGUCCCGUCGGCGCUCGAAGUCCCGCACCUCAACGGUAACGGAGAGACUGGGCAGACGGGGACGACUGAGCUACGACCUCGAAAAUCCUCCUUAAAGUCGUCCUUACCCAGCCUAGCUCCUCCUUACGACCUCAAGGUCACGCCGGAUAUCAACUAGCUGAAAAGAAGAUAAGAAAAAAGAAGGAGGAGAGGAAAGGAGGAAGUAGGAAAGGAUGGAGAGUUGAGGAGAAGUCUGCAAGGGUCGAGCGAGGCUGGUCAUUCUCCAGUGAAGAUGGAGGAAUUUCAGAUUUUUAUCUUUCAUUUUUCUUUUCUCUUCUUUUAAUUUGCUUUUGAUCAGUCAAUUUGAUCAGCAUUUCUUGAAGCCAGUGCGAACAAACAGUGGAAUUUAUCAUAACAUUCUCCUUUGACGCAAGAGAGAGAGAGAGAGAGAGAGAGAGAGAGAGAGAGAGAGAGAGAGAGAGAGAGAGAGAGAGAGAGAGA
This is a messenger RNA of Penaeus chinensis, 1616 nucleotides long. Its product is annotated as glutamate receptor ionotropic, kainate 2-like. Bases 1 to 1293 code for a protein of 430 amino acids. Gene Ontology annotation, molecular function: signaling receptor activity; ligand-gated monoatomic ion channel activity. Gene Ontology annotation, biological process: monoatomic ion transport. The transcript has 9 exons. Gene Ontology annotation, cellular component: postsynaptic membrane; plasma membrane. The record is from RefSeq and is a predicted model, not a curated record. Lineage: Eukaryota; Metazoa; Arthropoda; Malacostraca; Decapoda; Penaeidae.